Klebsormidium nitens is the source of this 1775-nucleotide messenger RNA. The record is from the annotation of a GenBank genome assembly. NCBI's taxonomy places the organism in Eukaryota, Viridiplantae, Streptophyta, Klebsormidiophyceae, Klebsormidiales, Klebsormidiaceae.
GCCGUCUCUCCAUUUCCAUGUUGUACUGGAGAGACAAAGCAUUGAGUAGGGGGGACUCAGAGGGGACUCAGGAGCGCUAUCGUUCGCCUUCUCGCUCCAGCCGUCAUGGACGAGGCCCUGAGCUUCCCCCCCCUGUUCGCCUCUCUGUCCACUCAGGGCUUCGGAAAGCUGGAGUUGCAGAAACUCCUUGCCCCGCUUGCAGGCCUUUUCCCCCCGGAAACCAAUGUCGACCCUAUACCCAGCACUUCCGGCCGCGGCAUACAAUUCCAAACUUACACCACUGAUGGCGCAGGUGCACCCGCUGAGACUAUAAGGAGACGGGGGGGUCGGCGUCACAAGCCGCCGGUCGCAUCAGUGCUCGGAUUUGGGCCCGCUCCUAGAUAUGAAGAGUUCGACGAGGCGGCGGAGCAGUACGUGCUGGGGAAGAAGGCGGAGGAGGGAAGGCAAGGGGAGGAGACUGCCAGGCAGACGGUUAGCGAAACCCGGGAACAGAUCCGGAAAGGGGUUAAGGACGCAGGGGAGGCGGUGCAAGAAGUCAAGCAAAAGGCAAAGGGGCGGUUAUCGACUACGAAGCUACGGGUUAAGGUUAAGAAUGUUGCUGCGAAGCGACUGAUCAGCGGGGCAUUUGCGGGGGCAGUGUCGAGGACGGCGGUUGCCCCGUUGGAAACGCUGCGCACGCAUUUGAUGGUCGGUAGCAACGGGAAGAACAUUGGGGAGGUGUUUUCAAAUAUCCUUGCAAACGAGGGGUGGCGGGGGUUGUUCCGCGGGAAUGGUGUGAAUGUGCUUAGGGUCGCACCGAGCAAAGCCAUUGAGUUAUUCGCGUUCGACACCGUCAAGCGCAUACUGACGCCCAAGGACGGGUCCUCGGCCAAUUUGCCGGCAGGGCUGCCUGUGGCGACCGUGGCGGGGGCGUCCGCAGGACUGGCCUCCACUCUAUGUACCUACCCCCUGGAGCUCCUGAAGACCAGGCUGACAAUCCAGAGGGGGGUUUACACCGGAAUGGGUGACGCGCUUACCAAGAUCGUGCGUGAGGAGGGCUUCCAAGAGCUGUACCGAGGACUCACGCCCAGUCUGAUCGGUGUCAUACCGUAUGCCGCUGUCAACUAUUACGCCUACGAUUCGUUGAAAGCCACCUAUCGGAAGGUCACGAAAAAGGACAAGGUAGGGAACCUUGCCACACUGUUCAUCGGUUCGCUUGCUGGGGCGAUUGCGAGCGGGUCCACCUUCCCAUUGGAGGUGGCCCGAAAGCAGAUGCAAGUGGGCGCCGUGAGCGGCCACAUAGUUUACCGCGACGUUUUCCACGCGCUGAGCAGCAUCCUGAAGAAGGAGGGCGUCGCGGGCCUCUACCGGGGACUGGGGCCGAGCUGGAUGAAGCUCAUGCCUGCGGCAGGGAUGUCGUUCAUGUGCUAUGAGGCUUGCAAGCGGAUACUGAUCGAAGACGAACAGCAGCGGAUGAGCUAGACUCAAUAGGUGUAAGUAGGUACUGAGGUUGAUUGGUGCUCGCAGAUGGGCGUCUAGUCAGCAUAAGGCUUGCGCUGGUCCGUAAUCAGGUUUUCAAGAUCGUCAAGGUCGGAACGGACUUUGCGCAUUGACACAGUGAGUCGACACCGUCUACAGCCGAUAGGUUCGACCUCGGUUUGAUUAGAACCGCUAUCCAUCUUUCCUGUCAAUCGCAUGUACCUCAAGGCUUUCCAGACAGGCGAAUACUAGAUAUGUGAAUGAACAGGUUUGUCUUCUAAUCCAAAAUUAGGAUGGUCGCUAUGCAAUUAUAUGCA